CCUCGCCGAAAUCCCGGCGGUUGUCUGUGACGUAACUUCCGGCGUGAGCGGCGAAAGCCGGGAGGGCGAGCGAGAGAGGGAGCAGGCAGAAGGCACAGGCAGCGGGCGGGCGGGCGGGCGGACGGCACGAAGGGAGGGAGCGAGAGAGCAGUGAGUGAGCCAGCGAGGGCGGCCGCGUCCCGAAAGCAGCCGACAUUCCCGCCUCCCUCUGACCCCCUCCCCGGAGCCCACAGCGCCUCCGGUCUCCAGCGGAGCGGACACGGCCCGGCCCGGCCAUGGCCUCGUUGCUGAAGGUGGAUCAGGAAGUGAAGCUCAAGGUUGAUUCUUUCAGGGAACGGAUCACAAGUGAGGCAGAAGACUUGGUGGCAAAUUUUUUCCCAAAGAAAUUGUUAGAACUUGAUAGUUUUUUGAAGGAACCAAUCCUAAACAUCCAUGACCUAACUCAGAUCCACUCAGACAUGAAUCUCCCAGUCCCUGACCCCAUUCUUCUCACCAAUAGCCAUGAUGGACUGGACGGUCCCACUUACAAGAAGCGAAGAUUGGAUGAAUGUGAAGAGGCCUUCCAGGGAACCAAGGUGUUCGUGAUGCCCAAUGGGAUGCUAAAAAGCAACCAGCAGCUGGUGGACAUUAUUGAAAAAGUGAAGCCUGAGAUCCGGCUGCUGAUCGAGAAAUGCAACACGGUCAAAAUGUGGGUACAACUCCUGAUUCCUAGGAUAGAAGAUGGGAACAACUUUGGGGUGUCCAUUCAGGAGGAGACAGUUGCAGAACUAAGAACUGUUGAGAGUGAAGCUGCAUCUUAUCUGGACCAGAUAUCUAGAUAUUAUAUUACAAGAGCCAAAUUGGUUUCUAAAAUAGCUAAAUAUCCCCAUGUGGAGGACUAUCGCCGCACCGUGACAGAGAUUGAUGAGAAAGAAUAUAUCAGCCUUCGGCUCAUCAUAUCAGAGCUAAGGAAUCAAUAUGUCACUCUACAUGACAUGAUCCUGAAAAAUAUCGAGAAGAUCAAACGGCCCCGGAGCAGCAAUGCAGAGACACUGUACUGAGGCCAGGGCCAGGGCCAGGGGACUCUGUGAGUCUGGCUCAAGACCGACAUUGCCUUGGUUUGUUACAUGACUAUCGUGAUGGGGAAACUGGCUGGAAGUAGUAAUCACCCCUCUCUCUGUUUUUAGUUAGAGCCUAAUGAAACUCUCAUGUAGUUCUGUGACGUGUUUACCUCUUUUUUCAGGCCUCAGGAACUCUUCUAUUUCCUUCCCUAGUACCCCACGCCCCCCUGUCCUAAUUUCUGGAGACCUCCAGGUUUCUGUACGCAGGAUAUUGGCACAAGAAUACUUGUGUUUUUUCUCCCUGGCUUC
Messenger RNA from Aethalodelphis obliquidens (Pacific white-sided dolphin), 1349 nucleotides. RefSeq names its product proteasome activator subunit 3 (gene PSME3). The transcript has 11 exons. Gene Ontology annotation, biological process: regulation of G1/S transition of mitotic cell cycle; regulation of proteasomal protein catabolic process; positive regulation of endopeptidase activity. Gene Ontology annotation, cellular component: cytoplasm; proteasome activator complex; nucleoplasm. The coding region runs from base 276 to 1040 and encodes 254 amino acids. Gene Ontology annotation, molecular function: endopeptidase activator activity. Lineage: Eukaryota; Metazoa; Chordata; Mammalia; Artiodactyla; Delphinidae. The record is from RefSeq and is a predicted model, not a curated record.